This is a messenger RNA of Porites lobata, 5777 nucleotides long. The record is from the annotation of a GenBank genome assembly. Lineage: Eukaryota; Metazoa; Cnidaria; Anthozoa; Scleractinia; Poritidae.
AUGGACGAACUACUGCAGACGCAUUUUCCCGAGGAACCGUACACCUCAACGUGGUCUGAUAAAUGUCAUCUUUCUGAUGAUCUCGCCAGCGAAGCAGAUUAUCAAGACCUGGAAAAUAUACUCGCUAUGUCACAGACUCGCCUGGAUCUCGACCUCGAGGCUUGUUCUCCGGUCAGCAGCGGGCCUGAAAGCCCACAAUUAUUGCCUGAUUCCAACGAGCAUAUAAGCGACGAUGACCUUAUCAAGCUACCUAUAAGAGAGCUGAACAAACGGAUCCGACAUCUACCGAAAGAGGAGGUGAAGAACAUUCGAAAACGUCGCAGGAGUCUUAAGAAUCGUGGUUACGCCACUAGCUGUCGACAGCGACGUGUGGCGUUAAAGGAUUCUCUGGAGACACAAAACCAACGCUUGAAGGCGCAACUUCGUGAGGCAAAGGAAAAACUUAACAUUGCAAUAAAGGACAGAGACAUAUACAAGGCAAAAUGUGGACAAUUACAAGACAUUUUGUUGAAAGUACGGUGCAUGCCACAUUCUUAACAAGUGUUACGUCAAGCUGUUUGUACACGAUGAAGUAGGCCAAACUUCUGGACGAGAAAGGAAAUAUUUUGCAAGACAUAACGCCGCUAAGGACAAAUAUUGAAUUGCUAUGAAAAUCGUAUUGACGACACCAAUAGGAUCGGUGAUUAAAGAUAAUUAUGACAUUUAAGAUGACUUUAUUAUGAUGUUAUUUCUGUGCAUGGCGUAGAACUGAAGAAAAAAAUUGGUCUCCCCUUAUGGAGAGUUGUACACAUUCACGUACAUAAUAUUAUAAGUUAUUUAACUGUAAAUUUUUCAAAAGGAAGAAACCUUCAAGCUCGUUUCGGCACUGUUAUUAAAAUGAUACACCUCAGGAUUUUGUAUUUUUCAAGAUUUUACUUUACAUUUCAAAACGAUGGUUUAUAUUUUCACCUUGAAAUUCAUGUAUAAUGUUAUUGUUGGUUUAUAUUGAUUCCUUGAUUCGUCUGUUUCCUGCUCUCUAAGUCAAAUCCACAGCCAUUUAAUAUCUAAUUUAAUUGAACUUAGCGUACAGGCAAUUUAUCGGUGUAAUGUAUAAAGAUUUAGUCGAGAAAGAAUUAUAAUGAAAGCGCGGCAGUUUCAAUCGCGCGAGAUAUGGUUAUCAGAUCCUAUAUUAAAAUAAUGUUAACCCUAGCAUGCUGCUGAUGGGUGUAGCAUGAAGUUAUUUUCUCAUGUUUUCGUAACGGAAAAUAGAGCAAUAGAUACACACGGGACGGGUGAAUCGUUUUAUUGAAAACUCGCUAAGUAGGGCCAAGGGUGAAUUAUUUCUCUGAAUGUUUAGGCGUUGCUCGUGAUGGAGUUAGGAGCGCUACUGAACUAGAUGGUGAGUCUCGGGGCUAUUUUAGAGUUAGGUUAUUUUUGGAUGUAGGGCUGAGACCAUCGCUUUUAGGUAUGUGGUUGAUGUAAGGGUUUUGGCCAGCGCUUAAGUACAUUGAUGUAAUUAAAAGGAGAGAUAUUUUUAUUAACAACAUUUCACUGUCUUCGUUUCAAGCUUUAUCGUUCAAAGUGUUUUGUGUGAUUUAAUAUAUGCGGUUUGCAUCUGGCUGAAGCUUUAGGAAAUGAUGAAGUGUUACUCUAAACUUCUGUGAAAGUAAAAUCCUGUUAUACAUUAUUUUCCUGUGGCAUUCAUCUGCAGUCUUUCUUCAGCGCGGUUGUUAUUGCUACACACACACAAUCCAUUCUGGUUAACCUUAAUGAGCUCACGAAGUCGGCGAUGGAGAGAUGUCAAGCAGGCUUUUCUUCGAUGUUACCCAUUUCGUACUUUUUCACCACAAGGAAGUGUGUUUUUCUCUCAGAGGCUUCCAAUUUAUUGCGAGCGAGAAAGGUGAAAUGGAUGGGUGUGCCAAUCUUUCCACCCUUUCGAGCACGAGGUUUUCGUGGAAUUCAUUCCCGAUUUUCUCAGAAGUCAUUGAUGCAAAUGUCAUGGCGGGCUAAUACAAAACAAAAUAUAGUAUAUUCUGUGCGAAAGAUACUUACUAAACGUAAAUCAGAAACGAAACAUAAAAGAUUUCUUCAACCUUGGUGGCUCCAAAACCUUGACAAUGGCGUCGAACAAACAAAAGGUCAAGACGAUAUAUUAUUCGGGCAAGUUUGAACAUAGUUUGUUGACAACCUCAGUGUGCAUGGCACGCAAUAUGGAGUUUAGAUUUGCAUAUUUAUAAAGCAUGAUAAAACAGUUUUUUAAUAACACGGCGAUCGUGGCUACAUACAGGAGGAAUUACUCUCCACCGCAAGAUAUUUUUUGUUCAAACUUUCUAAAAGAACGCCGAACAAAUUUGUGGCGUGUUUACAGUGAAGUAUUAGGCCAGAGGUCAAAGAUUGUAAAUUUCAGGAAUGCUUUAUCACGAGAUAGUUUAGAAAAGUAUUUGUCGGUUUUUUGGAUACCAAAGAGACUGACUUGCAUGAUUUUAUUUUUAAGGAUUUCCGCAAAUAAAGGAAAAUGAAGUAGUUCAUUCGAAGCGAAACGCCGGUCACACGACCACUCCGACAUUACGAGAAAGUUUUAACGUCAUCUCAUACAAAACAAGCAUGUAUCAUCCUUUUGAAUUCCGAACCAUCGAUCACGCCACUGAGAUGAACAAGAGUUAAUCGCUGCAAGCUAUGGUGAGUGACCUUUAUCAGCAAUCGCAAGGAAAGUUAAUGCUGCUGAACUUCAAAACAAAAUUUUUUUAGCAAAGAUUCCGUCGGCACGUAAAAUUACAAUCAAAAUACUGUAUUAUUUUUAUCAGUACUAACAUGGUCAUGUGACUGUGCCGGGCCAUUUGUAUAGGGUAUAAAAUAUUGGAAAACAUUUUUUAUGGAAUCUAGUAAUGAUCGUAUAAAGUGACAAUCAUCUCAUCUUAUUCUCUUAAUUCACUUUAAAGUCAAGUGGAGUGAAUAAGGGGAAAUAAUCAUUCUUAUUAACUCAUUCACCGCUAUCUUCUGUUUAAUGUUUCUGGUAAUACCAAUGUUAGGCGAUUUGCUUAGUCGAAAUGGGAAAAACCCCUGUACAAUAAAUCGAGUGUCACCUUUAUAAAAAAAUGUUUGUUAUGGGACAAGGCGGGAAAAAAAUUCUUGUCGAAAUAUUUCUUAAGCAGAGAGAAAUUCACUGUUCAACAUCCAUAACAAGGCAACAAGGACAAAAGCAACCUACAAUGUUCACGGACUCGCGGGUUAAAACUAAAGUGAACGAAAGUUGUUCGGACAGUUUUCUAGCGCUACGACUACAAAAAAUGCCAUGAUUUGCUGUGAACAACAGGGAACAAUAAUAUAUCAUGCAAAAAUUAGAUUUCACGUGUUUUUAGUGACGAUACAGCAGAUAAGGAAUGGUCGUGAAAGCCAGAACGGGCUGCAGCUAGUAGGAGUGUCUCGUAAAUGGCACACAAUUUUCCUUUCGGGGCGUUCCAACAGUGAAAACGAAAUUUACCCUUCAGAAAGUCCCAAGUAAAUCGGAUUCUUUACUCGGAAAUGCUGAGCAAGCAUUUAACGAUAUGAAAUUUCGGGAAAAUGUCCGUGAAAAGUAGUUAAAAUAAACAAACUUUUAAUACCACGCUUUGGAUCGUUUGUCUUUCGCUUUUUUUGGAUCAAGUAAUUUAGUUCCAUUUUCGUUCGUAAGUUCCACUGAUCUCUGACUGGUCGCUCUGGAAUUAUCGACCAGCUAAAGAUACUAGUUUGGGUCCCCUGUGCAUGACUGUGGCUGUACUGCUGAGGCUGAAAUUGGUAGUGAAAGGUAAUAAAUUGCUAUGUUUCUCGUAACUUGAGUAGGAAAUGAUACUGGACUAAGGGGCAUAUGUUAAUGACGAGACUGCUGUAAAAGAAGAUUCGCCUAUGCGUUUGACGGCAUCUGUCCUUUUAGGCACCGUCCAAUACACCCUCGAUGUAAGAGAAACCAGAUGUCAUUUAUACUCUCAGAUCAGGUUAUAUUCAAAAAUGGUGCAUAAUUAAGCAUAUUUUUUGUUUUUACUUGCUGGGGGUUUUCCCCAUGUGAAUUUUCGAACCUUCUGGUGACAAAGUGAAAUUAUAAUGAGUUAUAAAAAAUUUGGCGAAAAUUAUCGCUACUGCUUCAGCUGACGGGUUUACCUUGGUUAAAUAUGUUAUUAUUAUUAUUAUUAUUAUUAUUAUUAUUAUUAUUACAUUGUUGGACUGGGGAACUGAAUCAAGCUUUGCGGAAUGGGUUCGAAUGUUGGUUCUGAAAAAUCACGACGCCAUCUGUACUUUCGAACUACGAAUACUUCGAUUCUGUCUUGACCAAUCCAAUUGCAGCUUUAGAUACUGUUUACACGCACUAAACACACCACAAACUACAUUCUCGGUGGUUUUAUGUCCUUUGUGAUUGGCUCUUUUGUUUUUCCGCCAACGUUGCCCUAACAUUCCAGAGGUAAUUAUAGUGUUUACGGUUUUCCUAGCCCGAAAGAAUAAUAUAUGUGAAUGUGGUAAACUUUAAGUAGGUUCACACUAAAGUUAAUCGCCCAGUGACAUGGAGGUGUUAACCCGGGGGGGGGGGAUGAUAUCACAGAUGUAGAGCGCUCAUCGAGAGUAAUCACGAUCCAGUCCAAACACAGAAACCCGCCCUUUUUAAGACGCUACAUGGUGAAAUUGUUUACCUUGUUGAAAGAAACAAACCCGGCUGAAAACCACACUUUUUUUGGGUGGCAACCGCACCUACCCGUUUGAGAAAAAUAAGCGAGUGCCCCCCCGGGUGUUAAAUAACUCUAAUAUUAAUAGCUUGUUAUAAACCAGCCCCACCUUACAAAUGGUCAAGCCUGGAGCAGAUUCCGCUGAUCUUACAGCACUUCUUCUCAGUAACAUCUCAGAACUAAAUUCAAAAACAGAAAGUAUAACCUUUAAGCUCAUGUUGUAACGUUUCUUAGCAAGUCUAUCUUGUGGCAUAUAUUGUGCCUUAAUUCUAAUUGCGAUAAAUUUCUGUUAUAUAAUUAGUUCUAAAACCCAUAAAGCAGUGCGAAGUAGGCGGCUUGUGAAUUCUAAGAAAAAAUAGCUGGGGAUUCCCCACUAUAUUCAGGUUCUUGAUUGGGUCAAGGGAAGGGAAAAUUAUAUUUCAGGACCGUUUACUGAAAUGCAAAGUCAUUGCUUGUUUCGUUGAUCUGCUGUGUCUCUAGAGCAAUUUUAACGCAAGUUUUAGCCUUCAGCCUAGCUUUCUAAAAAUGGAAGAAGAUUGUUUCAAUACGUGGGACGAAUUUUUCACUGAAGAAACACGAAAUGUUCUUUUCUGUUCUACGUGGACGAGAGGUUCUUACGGCGACAACAUGGCCGUCGGUGACGAUGCGGAAGAUAUUCAAGCUCUUUUCAAUGGCGAAGUCAACCCGGAAACAGAAAACAACGAUGACGACGAUGAUGAUACGUCUUUGGAAUCCGAGAGCGAGAUGUGGAGUCCCCGUAAAUCCAAAGAAAUCAGCGAUGAAGAAAUAAAAAACCUGCGGGUAAAAGAACUCAAUAAGUUGUUGCGAAACAUCCCGUUGGACGAGGCAGCCAAGAUACGAAGACGACGACGAAAUUUGAAAAAUCGAGGUUACGCCUUAACAUGCCGUCAAAGGAAACAGCACGAACAUGAAACGCUCAUAAACGAGAACACUUCGUUGAAAAAGGAGUUGGAAGAGGGAAAAAGGAAGUUACUUAAAGUGCUGAACGAGAAGGAGGAGUACAAAAAAAAGUAUUUGCAAGCCCAACAAGCUUUGAACGCUUACAAGAGAAGAAUGGAAACUUCAGUGAUGCUGCCUUGUCGCUAA